Molecule: messenger RNA, 1070 nt
Organism: Calliphora vicina (urban bluebottle blowfly)
Lineage: Eukaryota; Metazoa; Arthropoda; Insecta; Diptera; Calliphoridae
Product: mannose-P-dolichol utilization defect 1 protein homolog
Exons: 3
Coding region: 135-905 (256 amino acids)
Biological process (GO): oligosaccharide biosynthetic process
Source: RefSeq, a predicted model, not a curated record
UGUACGAUUUAGUAGUGGAAAGAAGUUCAAAAGUACAACCAAAGCCACAGGGAAACGUGUCAAACCGGCUGCAGCGAAGCAAAACUAAAAUUAAUAUUUCAACAAAUUCAUUAAGGAGGCUAUAAAUCUUCAAAAUGGAGGCUAUCAAGAAAGGAGCUUUGUUUUUAAUGAGUGAAAAAUGUUUUGACAAUUAUUUCCUAGAGCAAAAUUAUUUUGAUGUUCCUUGCUUUAAGGCUUUGCUAAGUAAAGGCCUAGGUUUGGCCAUUAUUGCCGGUUCUUUGUUGGUUAAAGUACCUCAGGUUUUGAAGAUCCUUAAGAACAAAUCUGGUGAAGGCAUUAAUCUAAUUUCCGUGUUAUUAGAUUUGACCGCCAUUACCUUUCACAUGGCCUACAGCUACGUAAACGGUUUCCCUUUCAGUUCCUGGGGUGAUAAUACAUUUUUGGCCUUUCAAACAAUGGCCAUUGCAGCUCUAGUCAUGUUCUUUAGCGGUGCCAAAGCCAAAGCUUUAGCUUUCAUUCUCUUUUACGCAACGUGUGUGUAUGUUUUAUGUUCCGGCUUGACUCCUUUCAAUGUACUGGUUACCGUACAAAGUUGUACUAUACCCAUUCUGUUGGUGGGUAAAUUAUCUCAAGCCUGGACUAACUACAAAAAUGGAUCCACUGGCCAGCUAUCAGCAGCCACUGUAUUCUUGCUCUUUGCCGGUUCUUUGGCUCGCAUUUUCACUUCACUCCAGGAAACAGGCGACAAGAUGAUGGUCAUUACAUUCUGUGCUUCGUCAUUUGCUAACGGCGUCAUUGUUAGCCAAAUGUUGUACUAUUGGAAUAAGAGCGACGCCAAGGCUGCUCCCAAGAAGGGUGCUAAGCAAGCGGCUGCCAAAAAAUCAAAGAGCAAGAAAGUCGAUUAAAUGGGCUAAAGGAGAGAGAGUCACAAACAAAAGACACAUUAGUUAACAGCUAAAGUAAAUAAUAAUUUUAAAAGGUUUUAAAUUAAAUCUAGUAAGCAGCAUGCACGUUUUAUAAUUUUCCAAUAAACGUUUCAACAUUUUUUGUUUAAAAAGAUAAACAUGAAA